CCCGGCGAGGUGCCCGGCGAGGGCGCCGGGCGGGCGGCGGCGGCCGGGGCCGAGUCCAGUCCGCGUUUUGCGAGUGCGCACGGCGAGCCGAGCGGAGUGGAUAAUAGUUGCUCGAGCUCGCGCGGCUCCCUAGCAUGCCAUGCUGGGCCCGAGAGGCUCAGCCAGUCGUGUAUUCGCCUAUAUCCGGGUUAGAGAGGAAAAGAGAAAAGUUUCAUUUAAACCUGAACUUAAAACUUUCACCAUGAAAGCCCACAGCGGAAACAGGCCCAGACCGUAAGGCGUUACUCCGCUUUCCGCCUCGACCCAGGACUUCGGAGGGGGAGGGGGCUCGCUUUAUUAGACCCGGGCGUGUGGAUGCGCACAGGAGGGGCCGCCGACUGAGGGCCUGCCCGGCCCCCGCCCCGCCCGGCCCGGCCGCCCGAUCAUGGCCGCGCGAGCAGCGGCGGCGGCUCGGCCGAGCGCGGGCGGCGGAGAGCGGCGGGCGCCCCCCGGGCCGCGGCCGGCGCUCGGGGCCCGGGACCCAGAGGCGGGGGCGCGCGGCGCGGCGGCUCCCGGGCCUGUGCCGGGGGGCGGCGGCGGCGACGGCGGCCUGAAUCAUGUGCACCACCACCCCCUGCGCCCCCGCCAUGAGUUGAACAUGGCCCACAGCGCGAGCGCGGCGGCCGGAGGCGGCCCCGGCGCGCAGAGCGGCGGCUCCGAGGCGGCCCUCAAGGAGGGUGGAAGCGGCGCCGCGCCGUGCUCCUCGGCGUCGUCGGCGUCCUCGUCCUCCUCCUCGGUCCCGGCCAUGGAGACGGGGCUGCUCCCCAACCACAAACUGAAAGCCGUCGGCGAGGCCCCCGCCGCAGCGCCCCUCCAGCAGCACCUCCACCACCACCAUGCCCACCACCACCACCACCACCACCACCACCAUGCCCACCACCUCCACCACCACCACGCACUACAGCAGCAGCUAAGCCAGCUUCAGCAGCAGCAGCAGCAGCAGCAGCAUCCCAUCGCCAACAACAGCAGCAGCCUCGGCGGCAGCGCGGCGCAGCCGGGCCCCGACAUGGAGCCGCCGCCGCACGGAGGCGGCCCGGACGGCGCGGCGGGCCCUCAGGCCGAGCCCCCGGGCCAGCCUGCACUGGGCAAGCCGGGCGACGAGGACGACGCGCCGCCCAAGAUGGGGGAGCCAGCGAGCGGGAGGCUGGAGCCCGCAGGCCUGGGCGCUCUGGGCGCGCACCCGCCCGUCGCCGUGCCGGGGGGCGGCGGCGGCGGCCCGGCGACCGGCCCGGAGUUUAAUAAUUACUACGGCAGCGCUGCCCCCGCCGGCGGCGGCCCCGGCGGCCGGGCCGGGCCUGGCUUUGAUCAACAUGGCGGACAACAAAGCCCCGGGAUGGGGAUGAUGCACUCCGCCUCCGCCGCUGCCGGAGCCCCCAGCGGCAUGGAACCCCUGCACAACUCCCACGAAGGCUACCCCGGCAGCCACUACAACCAUUAUCCGGGCUACAGCCGGCCUGGCGCGGGCGGCGGCGGCGGCAGCGGAGGAGGAGGAGGAGGAGGAGGCAGCGGAGGAGGAGGAGGAGGAGGAGGAGGAGCGGGAGCUGUGGCGGCGGCGGCCGCGGCGGCGGCAGCAGCAGGAGGCGGCGGCGGCGGCUAUGGGGGCCCGUCUUCGGGCUUCGGGGUGCUGAGCUCGCCCCGGCAGCAGGGCGGCGGCAUGAUGAUGGGCCCCGGGGCCGGCGGGGCCGCGAGCCUCAGCAAGGCGGCCGGCGGCGCGGCGGCGGGGGGCUUCCAGCGCUUCGCGGGCCAGAGCCAGCACCCGUCGGGGGCCACCCCGACCCUGAACCAGCUGCUCACCUCGCCCAGCCCCAUGAUGAGGAGCUACGGCGGCGGCUACCCGGACUACAGCAGCCCCGGCGCGCCGCCGCCGCCGCCGGCGCAGCCCCAGCCCCAGUCCCAGGCGGCGGCGGCGGGCGCGGGGGCGGCGGGCGGCCAGCAGGCGGCCGCGGGCAUGGGGCUGGGCAAGGACAUGGGCGCCCCGUACGCCGCGGCCAGCCCCGCCUGGGCGGCCGCGCAACAAAGAAGCCAUCCGGCGAUGAGCCCCGGCCACCCCGGACAGAGCAUGGGCCGAGCCCAGGGCAGUCCGCUGGACCCAAUGGUGAUGAAGCGGCCGCAGCUAUACGGCAUGGGCAGCAGCCCCCACUCGCAGCCCCAGCAGAGCAGCCCCUACCCAGGGGGCACCUAUGGCCCGGCUGGCCCGCAGCGGUACCCGAUGGGCAUCCAGGGACGCAGCCCAGGAGCCAUGGGCGGAAUGCAGUACCCACAGCAGCAGAUGCCACCUCAGUAUGGACAGCAGGGUGUGAGUGGCUACUGCCAGCAGGGCCAGCAGCCGUAUUACAGCCAGCAGCCCCAGCCUCCGCACCUGCCGCCGCAGGCCCAGUAUCUGCCCUCACAGUCCCAGCCAAGGUAUCAGCCACAGCAGGACAUGUCUCAGGAAGGCUAUGGAACUAGAACUCAACCUCCUAUGGCCCCCGGAAAAUCUAACCACGAAGACUUGAACUUAAUACAACAAGAAAGACCAUCAAGUUUACCAGAAUGCAGAAGUGCUUGGAGAGGUCCCUUUACCUCACACCCUGAGGACCCAGCAUACCCAACCAUGCACAAAUGCCCACCAGCACAUAAGGUUGAAGUCUUGGCCUCGGAGGAUGCAGCCUUUGGACUCAAGGAUUUGUCUGGCUCCAUUGAUGACCUCCCGACAGGGACUGAAGCAACCUUGAGUUCAGCGGUCAGCGCAUCAGGGUCCACGAGCAGCCAAGGGGAUCAGAGCAACCCGGCUCAGUCACCUUUCUCUCCACAUGCAUCCCCCCACCUCUCCAGUAUCCCGGGCGGGCCGUCACCGUCUCCCGUUGGCUCUCCUGUUGGAAGCAACCAGUCAAGAUCUGGCCCAAUUUCUCCUGCAAGUAUUCCAGGCAGUCAGAUGCCUCCUCAGCCACCUGGUAGCCAGUCAGAAUCCAGUGCCCAUCCUGCCUUGAGCCAGUCACCAAUGCCACAGGAAAGAGGUUUUAUGGGAGGCUCACAAAGAAACCCUCAGAUGUCUCAAUAUGGACCUCAACAGUCAGGACCAUCCAUGUCACCUCAUCCUUCUCCUGGAGGCCAGAUGCAUCCUGGAAUCAGCAGCUUUCAGCAGAGUAACUCAAGUGGGACUUAUGGUCCACAGAUGAGCCAAUAUGGACCACAAGGUAACUACUCCAGACCCCCAACGUAUAGUGGGGUGCCCAGUGCGAGCUACAGCGGCCCAGGGCCCGGCAUGGCUGUCAAUGCCAACAGCCAGAUGCAUGGACAAGGGCCCAGCCAGCCAUGCGGUGCUAUGCCCCUGGGACGGAUGCCAUCGGCGGGGAUGCAGAGCAGACCAUUUCCUGGAAAUAUGAGCAGCAUGACCCCCAGUUCUCCUGGCAUGUCUCAGCAGGGAGGGCCAGGAAUGGGGCCUCCAAUGCCCACUGUGAACCGUAAGGCACAGGAGGCAGCUGCAGCCGUGAUGCAGGCUGCUGCAAACUCAGCACAAAGCAGGCCACCAUACAUUAGGUCGCCUGCUUAUCCCAGCCAGUCUGGGGCUGGCGGACGCCCCAUGUUUUCUUCCCAGCACCCCAACUAUGGCAGCUCUCAGGCCGCCGUGAUGCACCAGCCUGACCAGUACGGGCAAGGCAGCUUUCCGGGCAUGACUCAGAGCGGACUCCUGGCCUCCAGCUCUCCCUACAGCCAGCCCAUGAACAACAGCUCGGGGCUGGUGACCACACAGGCCCCGCCGUACAGCCUGACGCCCAACAUGGUGAACAGCUCAGCAGCAUCUAUGGGUCUUGCAGAUAUGAUAUCUCCUGGUGAGUCCAAAUUGCCCGUGCCUCUCAAAGCAGACGGUAAAGAAGAAGGCACUGCACAACCCGAGAGCAAGUCCAAGGAUAGCUACAGCUCUCAGGGUAUUUCUCAGCCCCCAACCCCAGGCAACCUGCCAGUCCCUUCCCCAAUGUCCCCCAGCUCUGCUAGCAUCUCCUCAUUUCAUGGAGAUGAAAGUGAUAGCAUUAGCAGCCCAGGCUGGCCAAAGACUCCAUCAAGCCCUAAGUCCAGUUCAUCCACCACCACAGGGGAAAAGAUCACAAAGGUAUAUGAGUUGGGGAACGAGCCAGAGAGAAAGCUGUGGGUCGACCGGUACCUCACCUUCAUGGAGGAGAGAGGCUCCCCUGUGUCAAGUCUGCCUGCUGUGGGCAAGAAGCCCUUGGACCUGUUCCGACUCUAUGUGUGCGUCAAAGAGAUCGGAGGCUUGGCACAGGUUAAUAAAAACAAGAAGUGGCGUGAGCUGGCAACCAACCUAAAUGUUGGCACUUCGAGCAGUGCGGCCAGCUCCCUGAAAAAGCAGUAUAUUCAGUACCUUUUUGCCUUUGAGUGCAAGAUUGAAAGAGGGGAGGAGCCCCCGCCAGAAGUCUUCAGCACUGGGGACGCUAAGAAGCAGCCCAAGCUUCAGCCGCCAUCUCCUGCUAACUCAGGGUCCUUGCAAGGUCCGCAGACGCCCCAGUCAACCGGCAGCAAUUCAAUGGCAGAGCUUCCGGGUGACCUGAAGCCGCCCACUCCAGCCUCUACCCCUCACGGCCAGAUGGCCCCGAUGCAAGGUGGAAGAAGCAGUACAAUCAGUGUGCACGACCCAUUUUCAGACGUGAGUGAUUCGUCGUUCCCAAAACGGAACUCCAUGACUCCCAAUGCCCCAUACCAGCAAGGCAUGAGUAUGCCAGACAUGAUGGGCAGGAUGCCCUACGAGCCCAACAAGGACCCCUUUGGUGGAAUGAGAAAAGUGCCUGGGAGUAGUGAGCCCUUCAUGACGCAAGGACAGCUGCCCAAUAGCAGCAUGCAGGACAUGUACAACCAGAGUCCGUCCGGAGCAAUGUCCAGUCUGGGCAUGGGCCAGCGGCAGCAGUUCCCCUACGGGGCCAGUUACGAUCGAAGGCAUGACACUUACGGGCAGCAGUAUCCAGGCCAAGGGCCUCCCUCAGGACAGCCCCCAUAUGGAGGACACCAGCCUGGACUGUAUCCACAGCAGCCGAAUUACAAACGCCAUAUGGAUGGCAUGUACGGGCCUCCAGCCAAACGCCAUGAGGGAGACAUGUACAACAUGCAGUAUGGCAGCCAGCAGCAGGAGAUGUACACCCAGUAUGGAAGCUCCUACUCCGGACCGGACAGGAGGCCCAUCCAGGGACAGUACCCAUACCCCUACAGCAGAGAGAGGAUGCAGGGCCCAGGGCAGAUGCAGCCGCAUGGAAUACCGCCUCAGAUGAUGGGUGGCCCGAUGCAGUCGUCCUCCAGCGAGGGGCCUCAGCAGAACAUGUGGGCGGCACGCAACGACAUGCCUUAUCCCUACCAGAACAGACAAGGCCCGAGCGGCCCUGCACAGGCACCUCCUUAUCCAGGCAUGAAUCGCACAGAUGAUAUGCUGGUACCUGAUCAGAGGAUGAAUCACGAGAGCCAGUGGCCUUCUCACGUCAGCCAGCGUCAGCCUUAUAUGUCAUCAUCAGCCUCCAUGCAGCCCAUCACGCGACCACCUCAGCCAUCCUACCAGACACCACCGUCACUGCCAAACCACAUCUCCAGGGCGCCCAGCCCCGCGUCCUUCCAGCGCUCCCUGGAGAACCGUAUGUCUCCAAGCAAGUCUCCCUUCCUGCCCUCUAUGAAAAUGCAGAAGGUCAUGCCCACCGUGCCCGCCUCACAGGUCACAGGGCCGCCCCCCCAGCCACCCCCGAUCAGGAGGGAGAUCACUUUCCCUCCUGGCUCAGUAGAAGCGUCACAGCCAGUCUUGAAACAAAGACGAAAGAUUACCUCAAAAGAUAUCGUAACUCCUGAGGCGUGGCGUGUGAUGAUGUCCCUUAAAUCAGGUCUUUUAGCUGAAAGUACUUGGGCUCUGGACACUAUUAAUAUUCUUCUGUAUGACGACAGCACUGUUGCUACUUUCAGUCUCUCCCAGUUGUCUGGAUUCCUCGAACUCUUAGUAGAGUACUUUAGAAAAUGCCUGAUUGACAUUUUUGGAAUACUCAUGGAGUAUGAAGUGGGAGACCCCAGUCAAAAAGCACUUGAUCACAACGCAGUGAAAAAAGAUGACAGCCAGUCCUUGGCAGACGAUUCUGGGAGAGAGGAAGAAGAUGCUGAAUGUGUUGAGGAUGAGGACGACGAAGAGGACGAGGAGGAGGAAGACAGCGAAAAGACAGACACCGACGCUAAGAGUAGCACGGUGUUUACGCCUCUCGAGGCCACUGCAGAUCCAAAGGAGAAGCCCAAGCAAGCUAGUAAGUUUGACAAGCUUCCAAUAAAGAUCGUCAAAAAGAAUAAACUCUUUGUUGUUGACCGCUCCGACAAACUGGGUCACGUUCAGGAGUUCAGUAGUGGACUUCUCCACUGGCAGCUCGGUGGGGGCGAUACAACAGAGCACAUCCAGACUCAUUUUGAGAGCAAGAUGGAAAUUCCUCCUCGCAGGCGCCCUCCUCCCAUUUUGAUCUCCACAGGUAGAAAGAAAGAGCAAGAAGGAAAAGGCAAUUCGGAAGAGCAGCAGGAGAAAAGCAUCACGGCAACCAUCGACGAUGUCCUGUCUGCUCGGCCAGGGGCACUGCCCGAAGACGCCAACCCUGGUCACCAGACCGAGAGCAGCAAGUUUCCUUUUGGUAUACAUCAGGCCAAAAGCCACCGAAACAUCAAGCUGCUGGAGGAUGAGCCCAGAAGCCGAGACGAGACUCCCCUCUGCACUGUGGCGCACUGGCAGGAUUCUCUGGCCAAGCGCUGUAUCUGUGUGUCCAAUAUUGUCCGUAGCUUGUCCUUUGUGCCUGGCAAUGACGCCGAAAUGUCCAAACAUCCAGGCUUGGUGCUGAUCCUGGGGAAGCUGAUUCUUCUUCACCACGAGCAUCCAGAGAGAAAACGAGCACCGCAGACAUACGAGAAGGAGGAAGAUGAGGACAAGGGGGUGGCCUGCAGCAAAGAUGAGUGGUGGUGGGACUGCCUCGAGGUCCUACGGGAUAACACGUUGGUCACGCUGGCCAACAUUUCUGGGCAGCUAGACUUGUCUGCUUACACAGAAAGCAUCUGCUUGCCAAUUUUGGAUGGCUUACUUCACUGGAUGGUGUGCCCGUCUGCAGAGGCACAAGAUCCCUUUCCAACUGUGGGACCCAACUCAGUCCUGUCGCCUCAGAGACUUGUGCUGGAGACGCUCUGUAAACUCAGUAUCCAGGACAACAACGUGGACCUAAUCUUGGCCACGCCUCCAUUUAGUCGUCAGGAGAAAUUCUAUGCUACAUUAGUUAGGUACGUUGGGGAUCGCAAAAACCCAGUCUGUCGAGAAAUGUCCAUGGCGCUUUUAUCGAACCUUGCCCAAGGGGAUGUGUUAGCAGCAAGGGCCAUCGCUGUGCAGAAAGGAAGCAUUGGAAACUUGAUAAGCUUCCUAGAGGAUGGGGUCACGAUGGCCCAGUAUCAGCAGAGCCAGCAUAACCUCAUGCACAUGCAGCCCCCUCCUCUGGAACCACCAAGCGUGGACAUGAUGUGCAGGGCAGCCAAGGCUUUGCUGGCCAUGGCCAGGGUGGACGAAAACCGCUCAGAGUUCCUUUUGCACGAGGGUCGGUUGCUGGAUAUCUCGAUAUCGGCUGUGCUGAACUCUCUGGUGGCGUCUGUCAUCUGUGAUGUACUGUUUCAGAUUGGGCAGUUAUGACAUAAGUGAGAAGGCAAGCAUGUGUGAGUGAAGAUUAGAGGGUCACAUAGAACUGGCUGUUUUCUGUUCUUGUUUAUCCAGCGUAGGAAGAAGGAAAAGAAUAUCUUUGCUCCUCUGCCCCAUUCACUAUUUACCAAUUGGGAAUUAAAGAAAUAAUUAAUUCGAACAGUUAUGAAAUCAAUAUUUGCUGUCUCUGUGUAUAAGUACAUCCUUUUGUUGUUGUUGUUGUUUUAAUUUUGUUGUGUUUUUUUAACCAAAGUUGCUGUCUAGUGCAUUCAAAGGUCACUUUUUUUGUUUUUCAUAGAUUUUCUUUUUAAUGUUCUCCACGUUGUAUUGCGUUUGGGGGGUGGGGGGAAGCAAAUUAACUGUCAAAAAGUUGCAGCAAAACAUGCUAAGAUGGGAAAAUUUCACCAGACUGAGGCAAACAGGUGAAAACGUAUCAAUUUUCUAUGAGUUUCAUUUUUCUCAGAUAAGGAAAAACCCUGUAUCCCAUCACCCAAAGCUCUGUGCAAUAGAAACUUCUAGAGAUGUAGGCAUAGGGGCUCAAGGAGGUGUGUCAGUCAGUAGUCAGACUAUGAAAUGAUACUGGUUUCUCCACAGGAAAAUGGUUCCGUUAGGCUAGAAGCAAAAACAGCGUCGCUUAAGAUUGAAAAUGCAUACCUGACAACAAGCAGUGUAAUGGCUUCCUCACCACUACCGCCCUGUCUGCGGCCUGUCGUUUGACCUUCCACGUGACAGUUCUUCACAAUUCCUUUCAUCAUUUUUUAAAUAUUUUUUUUUUACUGCCUAUGGGCUGUGAUGUAUAUAGAAGUUGUACAUUAAACAUACCCUCAUUUUUUCUUUUCUUUUGUCUUUUUUUUUUUUAGUACAAAGUUUUUAGUUUUCUUUUUCAUGAUGUGGUAACUACGAAGUGACGGUAGAUUUAAAUAAUUUUUAUUUUUAUUUUAUAUAUUUUUUCAUUAGGGCCAUAUCUCCAAAAAAAGAAAAAAAAGAAAAAUACAAAAAACAAAAAGAAAAAAAAUGACAAAAAAAAAAAAGAGGGUUAUGUACAAGUUUCUGUAUGUAUAAAGUCAUGCUCUAUUUCGGGAGAGCAGCUGAUCACAAUUCGCUUCAUGAAUCAAGG
Choloepus didactylus (southern two-toed sloth) is the source of this 8825-nucleotide messenger RNA. It is a transcript of the gene ARID1B, whose product is annotated as AT-rich interaction domain 1B. Gene Ontology annotation, biological process: chromatin remodeling; positive regulation of DNA-templated transcription; regulation of transcription by RNA polymerase II. Bases 425 to 7702 code for a protein of 2425 amino acids. NCBI's taxonomy places the organism in Eukaryota, Metazoa, Chordata, Mammalia, Pilosa, Megalonychidae. The record is from RefSeq and is a predicted model, not a curated record. Gene Ontology annotation, molecular function: nucleosome binding; DNA binding. Gene Ontology annotation, cellular component: SWI/SNF complex; nucleoplasm; brahma complex. The transcript has 23 exons.